AUGACUACCGAGGAAUUCCAAUCGAUUCUUGAUGGAGUGAGAAGAGUGGAGGAAGAUGCUGCCAAGAUGGCUGAGGGUCCGGACCUAGCAUCUGAGGCUGUAGAUAACAAAAUCCGUGAAGAACCAAUGAGAGAAUCACAGGAGGAACCCGCCAAGCCAGUAGAGAAGGCGGAGUCUGAGAAAGUAAUGGAGUCUGAGAAAGAGAAAACCAAGGUUCCAACUGACCAACAUAAGACGAAAGUGUCGACUGCGAAAAAAUCGAAGGCUGUGAAGAGAAAGUUAGUGCUAAAGGACUACCCGAAGGCAGAAAGGCAGAAACCAAAGCGCAUAUCGCAGGGGUGCCUGGGGCGUGGGAUGGCCGAGAAAGCAGGGGCCAACACUGCAUCUGAGGCAGUUGAGAUCUUGAGCGAAGAGGAACGGAUGACUCCUACAAAACCUUGGGAGGAUCCCAAAUCAGCGACCGCCCAAGAAGAAAGCCACCCAGAGAUUGAGCCCAAAUCGUCUACCCCCACAGGCCAGGAGGAGGGAACUCCUACAAAACCUAGGGAGAACCUGUCUGAAGUUCCUCCCGAGCCUGUAGAGGAGAAAAUCGUUGAAGCCCUAAUAACCCAGCCUACUUCCCAGGAUGAACCCUCGACAUCAGCGGAUGUAAAGCGAGAAGAAGAAGACGAAGAGAAGCGUUACCAGUUGGAACGGAAGAGGAAGGGCAAAGCCCCAGUUCAAAAGAAGCAAAGUAACAAGAAAGCCUGCACAGUCAUUACCGGGAUCAUGAUCCGUUAUUCCAAGCAAAGAAGUCUACCACCCAGGAGGGAGGACAGUGAUGAAGAGUACGCAUCCGGUGACGAGCCAGAGUCGGAGGAUGAUGUGUCACUAGAAGAUGAGAACUUCCAGGAAUAUCAGCUACCGGAGAACCACCAUGAACUCAUUCAUCCUCCCGUGGAGAGAAUGGAGUACCUACCUUGGCAGGUUGAGCUUGAUGAUUAA
Salvia splendens (bonfire salvia) is the source of this 984-nucleotide messenger RNA. RefSeq names its product nucleolin-like. The transcript has a single exon. The record is from RefSeq and is a predicted model, not a curated record. NCBI's taxonomy places the organism in Eukaryota, Viridiplantae, Streptophyta, Magnoliopsida, Lamiales, Lamiaceae. Bases 1 to 984 code for a protein of 327 amino acids.